CGUAAAAUCCAAAAGUAUACAAAAAUCCUUCUUAAUGUGUGAAAAUUGGGAUACAAAAGACGCUCUUGAUGGCUUGAGCAGGCGUUCACCCUACACACAGAUUGCCCUUGGCGCUGGCACGGGUUUCCUCACCGGCUACGUGCUGUUCAAGGCCAGCAAGGUCGCUGCCAUUGUGGCAGGAGGAACGAUUUUGGUUUUGCAGCUGGCAGUGCAAACCGGAGUGAUAAAAAGUAGCCCCCUCGAAACGAUCGUGUUACAGGGGUACCCUCGCAAUUCAGGCAAUGUCCGUGGACAACCAACCGCUGCCACCAAUUCACAGUCGCCCAGGGAACAAUUGACCAAGCCCUAUGAUGUUAUAGCUGGCAGUAGCCGGAUCUGCGUGGCCAUAUUUGGUGGUUUCUUGCUGGGUUUUGGACUGGCAUAAUAUCAUGUACAUAUAUAGAAAGCUCUGGUUGAUCGAAUGCAAAAGAAACCCGAUGAAUCGAACUGAUAUUCGUCGGAACUCCAAAUUUUACACGACAAAACAAAAAAAAAA
Messenger RNA from Drosophila guanche, 535 nucleotides. RefSeq lists its product as uncharacterized. The transcript is spliced from 2 exons. The coding region runs from base 35 to 424 and encodes 129 amino acids. NCBI's taxonomy places the organism in Eukaryota, Metazoa, Arthropoda, Insecta, Diptera, Drosophilidae. The record is from RefSeq and is a predicted model, not a curated record.